UGUUUGAAUUACACGAAACCGACAAUUUCGAUCCAACAACAACAACAACAACCCAAAACACAAUUCGAAACGCAAUACCGCUUCUUCGUCAACAAGUCCACUUUGCUCUUUUUGACAUUCCUUCCCCCCCUUCUCCCUACUCUCUCACACACACACUCUCUCUAUAUAUAUCACUUUACAUUACGUUCUUUUCGUUCUAAUAUACACAUUCAUACACACAAUGUCUGCUACAAGCUUCAGUCAAUUCCGUUUUUCAGCAGGGGAUGCAAACGAAGCGUCAAGGACUGUGCGCGUCGCAGCCAAAGAUGGCCGAACUGGCCAAGAUAUUCAGCUUUAUUAUACGAACCACAAAGUGAUCGGCAACGGCUCUUUUGGUGUUGUUUACCAAGCCAAGCUUGCACACAGUGGAGAGGAUGCGGCCAUCAAGAAAGUCUUGCAGGACAAGAGAUUCAAGAACCGUGAGCUGCAGAUCAUGAAAGUCAUGAGCCAUCCCAAUGUGUGCGGCUUAAAGGCAUAUUUCUAUACACAAGGCGAUACCAAGAAAGACGAAGUGUACCUGAACCUAGUGAUGGAAUACGUACCCGAAACAGUGUAUCGCGUAUCGCGCCAUUAUGCCAAGAUCAAGCAGCCCAUCCCGAUGCUCCUCAUCAAGCUAUACAUGUACCAGCUCUUCCGAGCAUUGGCUUACUCACACACGCUGGGCAUCUGCCAUCGUGACAUCAAGCCCCAGAACCUGUUGGUCAGCCCUGUCACCGGUGUUCUCAAGUUGUGUGAUUUUGGAAGUGCAAAGAUUCUGGUGGCGAGCGAACCUAAUGUAUCAUAUAUCUGCUCACGCUAUUAUCGAGCACCGGAACUGAUCUUUGGCGCCACAAGCUAUACUACAGCAAUUGAUAUAUGGUCGGCAGGUUGUGUGAUGGGCGAGUUCUUACUGGGACAACCGUUGUUCCCUGGCGAGAGCGGCAUUGAUCAGCUGGUGGAAAUCAUCAAGAUCCUGGGAACGCCGUCAAAAGAACAGAUUGCCAAAAUGAAUCCACACUAUGUCGACCACAAGUUCCCUCAGAUCAAGCCACAUCCAUUCUCAAAAGUGUUUCGAUCGCGAGUGCAGCCCGAAGCAAUUGAUCUCAUCUCUCGUGUGCUUCAAUACGAUCCACAGGCAAGAUUAACAGCAAGUGAGGCACUGGUCGAUCCGUUUUUUGAUGAAUUGCGGAAUCCGGAUACCAAGCUGUCGACAGGACGAGAACUCCCGCCUCUUUUUGACUUUACUGCUGAAGAAUUAUCCAUUCGUCCUGAUCUGAUACACAAACUUGUUCCUUCUCAUUGCCACGAAAAACUCUUGUUCCGAGGAAUCGAUGUACACAACUUUCAACCCAUCCCACUAGAGAAAAUGCGCUUACCCUCCCUCGACUGAAUCCCACAACAACAAUACAAGUUGAUUUUAUAUAUUUCAAAUCCAAUCCUGUGGGAAGGGUUCUCUCGUUUCGGGUUGGCCAUCUUAUGUGAUGUUUUUACAAGGGAAUGGGGUUUUAAUUCAAAUGGUGGGGAAAGAGGGGACGCGACUUUACUGGUCGUAUAUAUAGCAGCUCUAUGUUAGUUCUAUCGAGACACAGAACGGAUGGUGUAUCAAGCAGAUGUAUCUAUAAUAUUGGAAGGAGCAAGACUGUUAC
Molecule: messenger RNA, 1664 nt
Organism: Zychaea mexicana
Lineage: Eukaryota; Fungi; Mucoromycota; Mucoromycetes; Mucorales; Lichtheimiaceae
Product: kinase-like domain-containing protein
Exons: 6
Coding region: 221-1408 (395 amino acids)
Biological process (GO): protein phosphorylation; signal transduction
Cellular component (GO): cytoplasm
Molecular function (GO): ATP binding; protein serine/threonine kinase activity; protein serine/threonine/tyrosine kinase activity
Source: RefSeq, a predicted model, not a curated record